Pogoniulus pusillus (Red-fronted tinkerbird) is the source of this 3734-nucleotide messenger RNA. It is a transcript of the gene ZNF365, whose product is annotated as zinc finger protein 365. The record is from RefSeq and is a predicted model, not a curated record. Lineage: Eukaryota; Metazoa; Chordata; Aves; Piciformes; Lybiidae. The transcript is spliced from 4 exons. The coding region runs from base 402 to 1592 and encodes 396 amino acids. Gene Ontology annotation, biological process: regulation of double-strand break repair via homologous recombination; regulation of DNA strand resection involved in replication fork processing; telomere maintenance.
GCGCCGGGAGCGUGCGGCGGCGGCGCGCUCGGCCUGAUUUACGGCUGUGCUGCAAACGGCUUCCCGGCUGCGCUGCAACCGCUACCGGCAACAAGUCGGGUGAGUGCGGGAGCGGCGAUCUUGCGGCCGGCUGAGGCCCGCGCCGAGCCGUGGCCCGGCCUCCCUCCGUCUCCGGCAAGGCCCGGGCGGCGGCCGCGGCGAGCGAGGCGGAGCGGAGCCGCGACGCCGCGGCCCUACGACUGGCCGCGCCGGGCGGGUGCCUCCCCGGUCGCUGGGCAGAGAUGGCGCGGUACCCCUGGUAGCCCCCGGGAAAGUUUCCCAAGUUUGCCGUCGGGCCUACCGGGUUGCCCCGGCCCCGGGCGGGCGCGGACUGUUCUCUGCCAGUCAGGGUCCGGCAAGGAAUGCAACAGACGGCCCGGGAUGAAAGCAGGCACUCCUGGCAGGAGCCGCUCGGCAGCGUCAGUCUCCCCUUCCGCUGCCCGCGAUGCGGCGACCACACCAGGUUCCGGAGCCUCUCCUCGCUGCGAGUGCACCUGGAGUACAGCCACAGCUACGAAGAGAGAAGCCUCCUCAGCAAGAGCAGCGUGUUCUCGCCCCUGAAGGACGCGGAGCUGCUCUCCUCGCCGGAGCCCGCCGCCCAGGGCAGCCUGGGGAGCCCUGGCAGCGCCGUACAGCAGAAGGGUUCCUACCUGAAUUUCUGCGAGGCGUCCUGCGAGACCUCGAAGCGCGGGCAGGCGCUGGAUGUGGAAGCCGAGCGGCCCGGCUCCUAUGUUGCGAACUAUGUGUCGGCUGAGUCACCCACCAAGCACAUACCCAAAGCCGGCCUCACGGGCACUGACUCCAAAGCCUCCUUCGAGGCACACGUUAGAGAAAAGUUUAACAGGAUGGUAGAGGCCGUAGACAAAACGAUCGAGAAACGAAUCGACAAGCUUACCAAAGAGCUGGCCCAGAAGACGGCAGAGCUGCUGGAGGUGCGGGCAGCUUUUGUGCAGCUGUCCCAGAAGAAGCAGGAGGUGCAGCGCCGGGAGCGGGCCCUGAGCCGGCAGGUGGACGUGGCGGUGGAAAUGAUCGCGGCCUUGAAGCAGCGCCUCAGCGAGUCCGAGGAGGAGCUUCACCGCAGAGAAGAAGAAGUUGUUACUUUCAACCACUUCCUGGAGGAAGCAGCAGAAAAAGAAGUGCGGGGAAAAGCCAGGCUCCAGCACUUCAUUGAGAACCUGUUGCAGCGUGUGGAUCUGGCAGAGAGGCAGCUAGAAUAUUACCAAAAUCAGCAGAUGGUGUGUGACCACACUGACGUCAGCGAGCACGUGUUUACAGACAUUUCAUUAAAUAAGAAACCCAGAUGCCUGAGCCGAGGAAGUCAGCAUGCUUCAUGUAACAUCCCUGACACAAAGCCUCAUUCCUUUCAAAAAGGAAGAAUCUUGUUGAAAAAGGCAAAAGAUGAAAAAAACAGCUUGCAGCCAGUGAAAUGCUUCUAUGAACCUGUUGAUUGCCCAAGAGAAAUCUGGAGAGCCCAAAAGAAAGGUGAACCAGUCUCCUCUGCCAGGAAAGCGAGCACAAAAGCAAAGAUGGGUAAAAAGGCAAAAGCACUAUAGGAAUGGUUAGCAAUAUAUAGUAAUGCAGGAGCCUGGCUUCCACAGAACAAAUACUGAAUGAAGUCAGCCAGCCUACUUUUUCCUAUCUAUCAGUCCAUGCCAAAACAUCUCAGAUAGAAUAUAUAGAAAUAUAUCCAGUAUGGAAGAUUUAUGUUGUCUAGUAACGCCAUUCCCUCUUUGGGCGUUAGGAGAGAAGUAACUUUCUGUUUACAUGGAGGGUUUUCUAUUUAUUUAUUUAUUUGUUUGGCUUAUUAUAAAUUACUGCAGUUAUCUUGCUGGGCAGUACUGUGGCUAUAUGUUUAUAAUUAUUUUAGUGGCAGCAUGUGGCUCAGUAAUUUGUUUUCCAUUUGUGCUGUUGCUGAAGUUCAGAAGAAUCCAUUUAAUCGGCACCUAAAUAAUCAAUCUUUCAGCUUAGGUAGGUAUAAGAUCAACAAUUAACUGUUACUUGCACAGAUAUAUUUAGAUGCUAAAGGUCUACCUGGAGUGCUUGAAGGCUGUUACAGCAGUAUGUUGCUGCUCUGGAUUUUCUGCUGUAAGCCCAUUUGGUUACAUUUCCACAUUUUAUUACAUAUGUUAAACCACUCGAUCCUGCUGGUAGCCACAUUGUCUGAUGGGACAAGCUUGGGCUGCUCUAGUGUCCCAAGCUCAGCUUUCAAAUUCCAGCAACUUUAUGGCUUUGCUAUAUGUACCAGCCUCCAGUGUCACUGAGCAAGGAGACCAGAAGCUGGUUCUGCAGCCCUGACAAGCUGAGAAUGUACUGACCUAGAGGAGAAAUUCCAGUUCCACAUGAAAGACUAAAGCAGUGUGUGACACUGCAUGGCUCAGUGUCCAGUGCCUCUGCUUGGUUUGGGGCUUGAAAUGGCUACAAUCAUAACCAAAAUCCUUCACAUUUUUAUCUCUGAAGAAUCUUUACACAUCUGAGAGGCCUCUGCAUUUCAAGUGAAAACCUAAGAGCAAGGAAGUUAGAGAAUUGCCUGUGUUUACAUUGCUUUGUGCCAAUUAAAAGGAUCCUUAUUUAUCAGAGUAUUUAUCAAGAUAAUUUUGUGUGUGUACAGUUUUUUGGCAACUUGAAUCCUCAUGCCACAUUUACAGAUACGAACAUCCUGUCGAUGUUUAUGAUGAGAUUUUGUUUUCUCAAAGAAAGGCUAGGUGAGACAAGUCUGUGUAAUUUAUUUUUUAAAUGCUUACAACAGAUGUAAAUUGUUUAUGUGGAAGGUGAUUUUUACAGUCUGUGUACAAAGGUUUGUGAGAAAUGUUUUGUUUUCAUUUUUAUAACUAUGACUCUAAGCAGAACUGAGUAUUAAAAGACAGUGUAUCACAGUAUGAUUACUGCUGCAAUAAGCACCUGAGUUGCAAUAUUUUUAAAGCAAGGAGAGUACCAAUCAGCCAGCUAAGACUAGGUCAUAACCUUUGUCAGUGUACAGAGCUCCCAGAAAGUAGCAGAGUGAAGAAAGAGUAUUAUUCCUCACUUUUAUUUUAAAUAGUGUAUAUGGAACAAUCAGAUCUAUGUUUAAAGUUUAUCAACACUGUUUCAGUAGAAAGUCACAGUGUAAAACCAAUUCAGGUAUCUAGGUUGUAAUGACACUUUAAUAUUUAUUGAACUAUGUCACAAGGCCACACUUGGCCUUAUGCUAGGCAUUGUGUGUGGUGAAAAGGAGUUGUUAAUUGUGUUGCAUGGAUUUGGGUCAGAUUGUGUGUUACAACUUUCUUAGGCAAGCCACAAAAUACAAACAUCAAGUCUUUUACAAACUUGAUAAAAAAAGACCCUUUUCAUAAACAGUAAAGCUGAACCUGAGAAAGAUAAUAAAAUGUGUUCAUCCUUUUCUCUAUCCACUUGGCACUGAAAGAAUAUUUUUAUUUUUAAAUGCCUAUCACCAAAGCUAAGUGCAACUACUCGUUCACAAAUGAGAUGUUUAUUUUAUUAUUUCUUGCACCAAAACAUUGACUGAAAGUUGUUCUUUUGUGGCAGGAAGAGAAAAAGAGUAAAAGAAGGUGCAUGUUCUUAAACUUUUCAAAGCCUAAGUUACAGUUAACUUGCCAAACAAAUGCCAGGUUAGUCAAUUAGAAAGAAAUUGGAUUGUACUGUAACCCCAGAUAAGUUUUUAAAACAGAAACAUUCUAAUAAUAAAGAUAUAUUUCUCA